AUGGGUAAGCGGAAGUCAAAGAGGAAGCCACCACCAAAGGUGAAACCAAUUGUUCCCCUAGAGACACAAUUUAACUGUCCAUUUUGUAACCACGAACAUGUUUGCGAAGUAAAGAUGGAUCGUGAAAGGAACGUUGGGUUUAUCUCUUGCAGGGUUUGUCUGGAAGACUUCCAGACUCCAAUAAAUUAUCUUUCCGAACCGAUUGAUGUGUAUUCGGACUGGAUUGAUGCCUGUGAGCAAGCGAAUCAGUGA
Molecule: messenger RNA, 252 nt
Organism: Enterobius vermicularis (human pinworm)
Lineage: Eukaryota; Metazoa; Nematoda; Chromadorea; Rhabditida; Oxyuridae
Source: the annotation of a GenBank genome assembly